Messenger RNA from Umbelopsis ramanniana AG, 2603 nucleotides. RefSeq lists its product as uncharacterized. NCBI's taxonomy places the organism in Eukaryota, Fungi, Mucoromycota, Umbelopsidomycetes, Umbelopsidales, Umbelopsidaceae. Bases 221 to 2509 code for a protein of 762 amino acids. The transcript has 11 exons. Gene Ontology annotation, biological process: mRNA export from nucleus; protein import into nucleus; positive regulation of DNA-templated transcription. Gene Ontology annotation, molecular function: structural constituent of nuclear pore. Gene Ontology annotation, cellular component: nuclear pore outer ring. The record is from RefSeq and is a predicted model, not a curated record.
GUUAAAUUGCACGCAAAAGCAAUGCAAUUUACUGAUAAAAUCUUUUUCCAUGAGACAAGACCACCCCCCCUCUUUAUUGUAGCAAAUUAAAAUUUAAUGAGUACUAUGACAUCACAACUGGUUUUGCAUUGAAUACAUCGGUGUUGGAAAUCAAGGCAAACUCACAAAAAAGGCUUGCAGUUAGUGAAAUUGAUCGAGGUCAACUGUUACGAGCGAACAAAUGUUUGGCAAAUCAAAGAACUUCAAUUCCAAGUUCCAAUUUGAUCUGUCACAGUUUACCAAUAACGUUGAAACCUCACCUGGCAUUACUUUGCCAAACUUUGGUUCUCUGCCUCCGGAUCUAAAUCAGGUCAACGGUAACGCACAUAGUGGACGCGACAAUAAUGAAACUUUUGCUCAGGCUGGAUCGCAGCUGAAUGAGGCUCAUUUCAACUUCAAACCUCUCCCGUUGAACACCUCACAAAAUAUAGAACCAGCUUCUUUCGCCACGCUACAUAAUUCGGGUCACAAUUCCUUCACACCAAAAGACACGUUCACGACUGCUACUCUUAAUCCUAUUUCAUCGCAAGCCGCCGUGUUCAAAGCUGCCAAAUAUCCAAAAGAAAUUAGAGCACACCAUAGUAAAGAUGCUUUCAUUACGGUGCACGAUUGGAGCAAAGUGUAUCCAGGAAGACUUGCAUUUUAUGAAAGCACAGCCAAACUUUUUGAAAAUUUGCACGGUCCCAACAACAAGCUACAUAACGGAACCGGCAAACGACACACAAAUGGAAACCUCAAAAGUUACAAACAGGAUGCACUACAUGCAUAUGCGUCUGAAUACACUACAAAACUUAUUGAAUAUCAAAAGCAUUUAAAUCAAGAUGUCAGAAAAGAGGUUGAUCAGGAGCGAAAAACGAUUCGCACAUUUGUGGCAAUAUGGCAUCUCUGUGAAAUUCUCUAUUUCCAAAAUGAUAAAGAAGCACCAAUAGCAAAGAAAUUUGUUGAGUGGUUGAACUUGACGGACAAAUCUGGACUUUUGAAAUAUGAUACGCAGCGCAUAAUACACCACCCAGAUCCCUAUAGUCAUCCCGAUUUUUGGGAAUUUGUAUAUAAGUUAAUAUUGCGGGGCCAGACCCAAGUGGUGACAACUCUGUUGGGCCAUGCUAUCAAAACUAUACCGGCGCCAUCUAUCAAAAUCAUUAAUGAGUUGAUAUCAAUUCUUAACUCUAUGCCAGAACUAUUCAGCCACUACUCUGCCUCUGCAGAAACGAAAUAUAUGAAGAAACGAUCCAAAUGGCUCAAGGAUGUUGAGCACUUCAAACUCACCUUGCAGGGCUCUGCUCAAACCGAUCAAACAGGCCUCUUCUCUCAUGCACUUGAUACACUCAAUUUGAUAUCAGGGGACAGGAAUACAAUAAUGAAAUACAGCAGCAAUCGAAAUGAUGCUGUUGUUGCUAUUCUUCUAUAUUCCUGUCCAUCAACUGCACGACGGGAACUUGCAGAUGUAGUACGUCUCGUGGACAAAACAUUUCCAGUACAUGCUUCCGAUACGUCUGCAGAAGCUUGUCGAGCGUUUAUGCUGGGUGAAAUUUAUGAAGGAAUUGUUGCCUGCGCAUCAGAAGACUGGUGGUUAGUUGCCCAUUUGACUGACCUCAUGGAAAUGGUUGACUUGUUGGAAACUCGAAGUAAUUUAGGCCUAAUGGUGGACGAAAAUGAUGUCGAGCUUCGAGAGUACUUUAUCCUCAAUUACGCACAAUCUCUCUUUUCACAUGGCUCACUUUGGGAACACGCAUUGUUUUACCUCAGUACUUGUCCAACCCAGGGAUUGUCAUGGAUGCGCGAACUUGUUCUGCGUGUACCAACAACGGAUGAUGUGACAGUUUCUCGAUUACUAGAUACAUGUCAACGAUUCCACCUCGAUGAUCAAUACAAAACCAUCUGCCGAAUUGCUGCAAAGGGCAGUGUGAAGACGAAAAACUUUACUCAAGCUGUAAAAUAUUACCAAAAAGCAAAUGAUACCGCCAGUGUUGUUGGAAUUUCAGAUCAGAUUUUGGACGCCUAUCUAGUGUGUGGAGAAUUGAUUACGGCAAAGGAACUGAUGGAAAUCAAAGGCAACAGCGACUCAAUGGGUGGAUCCUUCGAUUUUUUGCUCUUGUAUGCUCAAUUGCGUGAUCUGCUAGCCGAAGGCGACCACGCAGCUGCAGGCCAACAUUUGUUACGACUAUUCAAUUUACCAUCUUCACGAACAGACUUUUGGCCAAUUCUGUUUAUCGAUGCCCUUCCACUAUUCCAAGAUCAUGCAUCAUUCAACCAAGACGAUACCUUCCAACUUCUGCAUUACCUAGAGCAACUAACGGUUUUCUCAAGAGGAAACUCUGCCUAUUUCAAAAACAUACAACGAUAUAUACAAAGCACGCGAAUCGACAGUCUUUCAGAUACAGAACAUGAUUUGGCGGACAUGAUUGAUACCUUUUAUGAGACUGUUCGGUUCGGCUUGACCCGAAUGCUUGCACAUGAGUUUCUUGCCUAAAUUGUGAAAAUAAAAGUCAAAACCAACCAAAAAUCAGGGCAGGGUAUCGAUUCAGACCUUGUGUAUCUGAUAGCUUUGAACAUAUGUAAAAAAU